Molecule: messenger RNA, 1941 nt
Organism: Sceloporus undulatus (fence lizard)
Lineage: Eukaryota; Metazoa; Chordata; Lepidosauria; Squamata; Phrynosomatidae
Gene: IL2RG
Product: interleukin 2 receptor subunit gamma
Exons: 9
Coding region: 504-1532 (342 amino acids)
Biological process (GO): cytokine-mediated signaling pathway
Cellular component (GO): external side of plasma membrane
Molecular function (GO): cytokine receptor activity; protein binding
Source: RefSeq, a predicted model, not a curated record
UGUCAAACUGCAUUAAUACUGCAGUGUAGAUGCAGCCAAUACAUGUGUGUGUGUGUGGAAAUGCGGAGCGAUGGAUGCAAGCUGCAGGGAAAGAGAUGCCAUCUCAGCAUUAAGUCAUAUUUGCUUUCCUGCGUCGAUUAAAGCGCAUUUAAAGCAUCGCGCAAGUAAAGCGAAAGUGGAUAAGCUCCUGAUCUCCUUUGCGGGAUAAACUCCUCCAACAAAGAGCUGAAUGGCAAACUUCAGAAAGCAACAGGAAGCAGCAGCCAGAGAAACGAAAACGGAAUCGCAGCAGCGUCAAAGGGUUCGUGGGCGCAAUCGUUCUAGAUGAUCUGGAGACCUUCUGGCGGAGUUUCCACAGGAAGCCACAUCAGGCGGAAACGGAGCAGAUCGGUCCUGAAACCCACAUCCCUGCUACUUUGCCUUGCGCUUUUGCAAGACCAGCGCUUGCUUGGGGGCUGAGUCCUAAGCAAAGUCGCCUCGCCUUGCCUCCCUUUGGGACGAUAAUGAGGAUGAUGGGUGCCUUCAAGGAGCCAGGGCUGUGGCUGCUGGCCCUUCUCCUUGCCUUCUCAGGCCAGGGCAAGAAAGCCACCGGAAAGUCCCAGCCUCAAGUGGAGUGCAUUGUCUUCAAUGACGAAAACCUGACCUGCAACUGGAGCAGCGAGGAAAAACCAACGGCCAACUACUCAAUGUAUUACUGGUAUGAAGAUGAGAAGCCAACCAUAGAAGAGUGCACACAUUAUCUCCAAAGGGACGGCGUCAACAUCGAAUGUCGCGUCAACGUCAUAGAUUUGUACACUUGCUUCCACGUAUAUCUCAACGCAAGUCACAACAGAACCAGGUCCACAGCUCCCAUGCUGCUGAUGCAUCGAGUGCAGCCAGGGCCACCUUUUAACUUCACUGUCCAGAGCCUCGCCAACAAUCAGUUGCUGCUGGGCUGGAAAUCGCCAUAUAAGUCCUACUGGUGCUUGGAGCAUGAGGUCAAGUACAGGAGCAACAAAGACAAGGACUGGACGAAGCAGAAGACAACUGGCAUGAACUUCAGUGUUGCCAGCGUGGAUCCGGAUAAAUUCUACACUUUCUAUGUCCGCAGCAAGAUCCGUGAAACGUGUGGGAACACAGACCUUUGGAGUGACCCAGCUGGCCCUAUCCACUGGGGGAAAGAGACAGCAGCCUCCAUGGAGCUGUGGGUUCAGUUCCUGAUCUGUGUGGGAUCCGUCUGCCUCCUGACGUUGCUUGUGGUGACCCUGCUGCACAUGGAGAGAGUCCGCUUGGUUCUGAUGCCUGUAAUCCCCAACCCCAGCAAGAAAUUUGAAGAACUCUUUACUGCCUACCAUGGCAAUUUCUCCGAGUGGGUCGGGGUCUCCAAAGACGCCAUGGAGAGUUUCAAGCCCAACUAUCGUGAGAGCAUCUGCCGUGUCAGUGAACUCUUCCCCAGCGGAGGCUAUUUGCCCGUGAUGACUGACGCCAUGGUCAAGGCGGAAGGGAUGCCCGGCCUCUUGGUCGACCCCAUUCCCAAAACCAACAUCCCAUAGCAGAAAUCCUACUAUAACAUCCCUUGGUCACCAGCUCUGGGGGUCAGCCCCAGUCUUCUAGCACAGCUGAGAAUAUUGCUUUUAUUUUUAUUUUUCAAAAAAUGCAUUUCCUAUAAGCACCCACUUAUGGGUGGCUAGGGGAUGCUGGAUGCUGUAGUCCAAAAAACCUACUUUUCCAGGUUCUGCUUCUUAGAUCUCCUUUCCCCAAUAGUAUCCCAUGAGUUACCUUCAGUUCUUUUCCCUUGCAAUCCUGGAGCAAUUCCUUGAAGGGACAUGCAAACUUCAGGAGAGGACCAAUGUAUCCUGCUAUCUCCAGGACCUAUCUCCUAGUACCACUGUAUUGGAAGGAACCCUAAAGGAUAUUUACUGUAUAUAUUCAUGUAUAAAUAAAUAAAAAUGACCCAAAAAA